This is a messenger RNA of Annulohypoxylon maeteangense, 870 nucleotides long. RefSeq lists its product as uncharacterized. The record is from RefSeq and is a predicted model, not a curated record. Bases 534 to 842 code for a protein of 102 amino acids. Lineage: Eukaryota; Fungi; Ascomycota; Sordariomycetes; Xylariales; Hypoxylaceae. The transcript is spliced from 3 exons.
UUAAGUUCGGAAAUGUGUGUAAAUGGCGGGGCAAACGUAGCCUUGUAAGCAAGGCUACGCAUGGGCCACGUUACGUAAUCUACCUAUGACUAAUAUUCCAACACUGGCAAAUUUUCUCUUUUCCCUUAUGUUUUGCCAUGACGUAGUUGAUCCCAGUACUAAUCCCUUUUGCUCCUGAUCUCUUAAUCUUCUGACUUGAUUAUCUAAUCCGAAUUUCUGUUCUGAUCCUAAUCCGUAUCUUGUAAUCCUGUAGCUUGAAAUCCCAUCUAAUCCCACUGGCAGACUUCUUUGUUCUGUUGACUGUUGAUUGUAUCGUACGAUCGAAGUGAGGGGUCAACCUUGUACGUAGGUUUGUUGGUCUGUACGAGAGUUUGUUGGUCUGUACGAUGGUUUGGUGGUUCGUACGAGUCUGGUGGAUCGUAUGUAUGUAGGAUUUUCGGAUCGUGUGUGGUAUCUUCGGAUCGUAUGUAUGUAGGAUUUUCGAAUCUUUGGAUCGUAUGUAGGAGAUUUGUCGGAUUCGUUCAAUUGUCAGGAUGUUUCUUAGGUUCGUCUCUUGUCUUUUCUUACGCGUAAUGGACGCGGCUGAGUGUAUUCGCACUCUCGUUGUCGGUAGAUCGGUCGAAAUGAAUCGUGAUCAUCUUGUCACAGCGAAAGCUUGGCUCAUAUAUCGCGAACCGUACAAUUCCGUUGCUUUGCUAUAUCACAGGAGACUUUGGUUCAUAUAUCGCGGACCAGUACAAUUUCGUAGUCUGCUAUCUAGGUUCAUGAGCGAUGCACUUCCAGCAAAGGUCGACAGGAUCGUACAAGUUCAUGAGCGAUACACUCCCAGCGAAGGUCGUUAGGAUCGUACAAGCUCAGGAACGAUGCAGU